UUGCUCGCCCCGGGUUCGAAAUUCAAGUCUGUUUGGAUUUCUACAGCUCUGGAGCCUGGAUCUCGCGUCAUUAUACCCCGCGUUAGUCCGAGCGUAAAGCACCGACUUCUAUUAGAUUGAUCAGAGGGGCGCCUUCUUACAUCCAAUUUUACAGUCCACAACUAUUGCAAUCAAUACCCUCCUGAAUCAAUCACCUUCCUGCGGAUCUGGAUCAGAGACAACGGUCCAAGCGGCAAGUCAUCGAAAGUCUCAGGCGACUACUGAGACCCUUUAUCAGUCUCAAAUCUUCAAAGUAUAACUCUCCCACCAUCUACUUUUCUUCCAGCGUCCACUCCAGCGUUUUCAGAGUACUGCGAUCCAAUUUUCAGUACACUCAUCCUCCGCAAGGACAAGGCAAUUAAACAACAUGAGCGACGCAGCACCCGACCCAACCCCACCAGAGCAAGGCUCACCACGUGGCGCCAUGGAUCCUCCAACGACACCAGGUCCAGGUCCGGGCCGCCACGCUAGGGCUCCAACUGCAACAACACCCGCACCCGCACUCGCACCUUCACUCUCACCGUCCACACCAGGCCGACGUAACCGCCCGCUGCUCUCAAACACGCCGCGUUCAUCUAGCAGUCCGUUCCCCACUCGCGCGCCCCGCACCCCAGGAGGAUCAUUGUCAAUCCAGCCCUGCACUGUCGACGAGACGCUGUAUAGCAGGGUGACUGUACACACGGCCAAGUGUACCGAGUGCGAUCAGCGUAACAUGGAUACUAUGCGACGCUGCCCUGGCUGCACAUUCCAGGUCUGCCAGCCGUGCUAUGAGAAGCGGCUCAAGAACAACAAAGGUCUUCUCCAUGGCAACAUGGCGACUCCAGGUGCGGCCGGAACCGGGCUUGGUACUACUCCUGCAGGUAGAACAGUGCGGCGUAGGCCAGUGGCGAGCAGCACACCCGUACGUGAGAGCGAAGAGAAGAAGGAAGAUGGGGUCAAGGAAGAGGAGGAAGAUGUCGAUCCCGCGCCGAAGGAGGCUGUCUCGUCUACACAGAAGUCGUCAGCAAAGAAGCGUGCGAUCAGGAAGAAGCCUGUUGUACUUGACAGUGAGGUGGACGAGCUCUCUUCCGAAGACGACUUCGAGCUAGACGAUCACUCACCUACACCCAGCAAGAAGCGCCGUACUGAACUCACCUUCGCCGAGAGCGCCCUUGCUACCGCUACCCGGACACCGCCUGCCACACGCGCAACUCGACGAUCAACUACCGCUCCGACUUAUCACGAUCCGCCGUCCCCGCACUCUGACCCGGUCGACGGCGCUGUGCGCAGCGGUGGUAGGUCAAGUGGCUACCUAGGUGGCGAGUACAAGGGCGACGAGGGCCUCUAUGACGUUGCCAUCGGACCAUACGAUGAGCCAUUGUUGAGUCGCCAGAAUCCUGUCCUGUCGAACCCUGCCUCGAGGAUUCCCGAUAUCAUUAAGCGAGGUGGUGUACCGAGGCCACAGGGUGAGACGUACAAGUACAUCCAGAAGCAUCUCCGAGACAAGAUGCAAUCAGACCAAACAGGCGAAACAGCUCAAGAAGAGACUGUGGCCUCCUUGGCUGACCAGAGCGUAAGUAAGGAGUAUCGAGCGGUAAUCAACAAUGAGAAAGCUGACACAACCAAGAAGGCUGACCAGGAAGCUAAGGAGUGCACUGUUGGAGCUUUCGUAGAGCAGAUGGCAGCAAAGUACCUGAACGCCGAGACCAUGGACGGAGACGAUAACAAGGCCCUCUUCAACGCGAUGGAGAGCGCCGCGUUGGUCUGGGGCAAGAAGACGUUCAAGAAGCUGGAUCCGGAGAAGCAGCACGCGGUGCAGCCGGGCUUGAAGUUGCGUCUUGAUUGUAUCGACGAGAAGUUUCGGGAGGAGUUGGCGAAGUUGAUGGACGAGCGCGCUGGUGGUAUGCUGGCGGAGUUGGGAGUGAGUGACGAGAAGCCUGCGGCUGGUCCUCCUGACUUGCUGUUCAAGCCUGUCUAGAGUAGACGGUGGAGUUGAUGGCGUUGUAUCGGUCCGAGCGAUGAUUUUCUUGGCCUCCUGUUACAUUGCUAGACCUUUCAGCGAUAGACGGAUAUGUCGUGACCUUUGUCGGUCCAUUCACAUGGGUAACGAGUCAGCAUUGGUUGGCUUUCACCAGCUUGGUAUUUACCUAGGAUAGCGUAGUCCUAUCGUAGGAGCA
Alternaria rosae is the source of this 2195-nucleotide messenger RNA. RefSeq lists its product as uncharacterized. The transcript has a single exon. Lineage: Eukaryota; Fungi; Ascomycota; Dothideomycetes; Pleosporales; Pleosporaceae. The coding region runs from base 407 to 1996 and encodes 529 amino acids. The record is from RefSeq and is a predicted model, not a curated record.